UGGAGUCUACUCUCGUAAUUAGCUCCCGUAUGGAAUGGUUGACAUAUCGGAAGCCGAGUUUAUUCCUGUAAGACCUGAGCCGCAACCGCUCCCCGUCACAUACACAAACAACCAACCGGGAAUCAGGGAGUGCAUUUUUUGGUUUAUUUUCUUUAACGGAGAAAUAGUCUACAGAGGCUCGAGAGGGAGAACAUACGAAAACUCCUUACCGAUAUGGCUGAGGCGAAUAUCUCGGUAACAGAGAGCCAGUUUAGGUGCCCUAUUUGCCUGGAUAUCUUGAAGGAUCCGGUGUCCAUUCCGUGCGGACACACCUACUGCAUGGCAUGCAUGACCUGUUAUUGGGACCAAACCGACCUUGGUCACUACAGUUGUCCGCAAUGUCGGGAAGAGUUCAUACCUCGACCGAUGCUACGGCGGAACACGGUGCUACAAGAAGUAGUGGACAAACUCAAACUGAACGAACUGGCUCCGGCGCCGGAGUUGUAUCUAGGCGGUGUAGGGGACGUUCCGUGCGACUUCUGCCCGGUUCAGAACAAACUGAAAGCGCUCAAGUCGUGUCUGGUGUGCUUGGCGUCUUUCUGCGAGCUCCACAUCUUGCCGCACCGCGACGUGGGGACGUUGCGACGGCAUAAACUUGUUGCCGCGGUGGAGAGCUUGGCGGAAAGGCUGUGCGUGCAGCACCGUUUGGGCCUGGAGCAUGGCGACGGGGGCGAUGCGGUGGAGUGGAGUGGCGACUGUAUGCUGUGCGAGUCUGACCAAGAGGAACUGCACAGCAUCGACGAGCAAAGGGCGCGGAAACAGGUUCAGUUGCAGGAUUCUCAGAGGUCAGUACAGGGAAGGAUCAGGAGUAGAGAGAGGGAGCUGGAAGAGUUUCAACAGAGCAUAGAGGCCGUCAAGGCAUCAGCUGCAUUAGUCCUGGAGGACAGCAAUACCCUGUUCGUGGACCUGGCCCUCCGUCUGGAGAGGACCAGGGGGGAGGUGAGGGCCAGGCUGGAAGCCGGGGAGAGAACUGUCCUGGGCAGGGCAGAGAGAGAGCUGGAGACCCUGGAGAAUGAACUGGAGGAGCUGCGGAGGAGAGACAAGGAAAUGGGCCAGCUUCUGACGAGGGAUAAUGCUCAAUUCUUACAGGAAGCUCCCCUGCUGUGUGUCCUCCCACCCACUGGGCGGCGCCCCCGAGCCCCUCUCAUCCUCCCCGCAGAAGGCUUCAGUGCAGCCCGCAGAGCUCUGUCCCACCUCAGGGCCCGCAUGGAGGAACUCUGUAGAGAGGAAGUGGACAAGAUCAGCCACGCAGUGAACGAGAGCUCCUCUGCCUGUCACAUGUCUGGUGGAGAGUGUUUGAAAGUAGCAGUGCCUGCAUCGUUUCCUCUCUCCCCCCUCUCUCUCCAGCCUUCGGACCAGAGGGUGAGAGUAUCCUUCCUCAGGUGCUCCUGUCGUCUGUCCCUGGAUCCAGACACGGCCCACCCCACCCUGUUCCUCUUGGAGGGUCCCCAGGGGGCUCACUGUGGAGAGGAGCCCCAGUCCUACCCCCUCCACCCCUUGCGCUUCGACUCCGUGGCCCAGGUCCUCUGUAGGGAGGGCCAGUUUGGAGGGGCCAGCUACUGGGAGGUGGAGUGGAGGGGAGGAGGGUGGGUGGACAUUGGGGUGACGUACAAAGGGAUCGGACGUAAAGGAGGUGGAAAACCCUGCCUGCUGGGACGCAACGAGAACUCAUGGCGUCUGAGAUGCACGCACGCCGGUUACGCCGCGUGGCACGAUAACCGGAAGACGACCGUAGCCGCGCCCCUGUGCCCGCGGAUCGGCGUGUUUCUGGAACACCAGAAGGGAGCGUUGUCGUUCUAUAGUGUGGCGUCGGACGCCGUUUCCCUGCUCCACACGUUCAGGUGUCCUUUCUCUCAGCCACUGUACCCAGCGUUUCGGUUAGACCUGGACUCCACACUGUUGAUAUGUCCACAUGAAACACACAACGGGAACUAACCUCUUCCCAUCUGAUCUCUUCUCUUCACCCAAUGGGAACCCAUCCUAGACCCCAAACCUAACUCUGCUGCCCUCUCUCUUUCUGAACACCUUCUCUUGACCCAAUGGGAACCCAUCCUAGACCCCAAACAUAACUCUGCUGCCCUCUCUCUUUCUGAACACCUUCUCUACCCAAUGGGAACCCAUCCUAGACCCCAAACCUAACUCUGCUGCCCUCUCUCUUUCUGAACACCUUCUCUUCACCCAAUGGGAACCCAUCCUAGACCCCAAACAUAACUCUGCUGCCCUCUCUCUUUCUGAACACCGUCUCUUCACCCAAUGGGAACCCAUCCUAAACCCCAAACCUAACUCUGCUGCCCUCUCUCUUUCUGAACACCGUCUCUUCACCCAAUGGGAACCCAUCCUAGACCCCAAACAUAACUCUGCUGCCCUCUCUUGUUAUGGCCAGAACCCUGCUUUAGCAUUGCUCCUCCACUGUGUUUUUUUAAAUGAACCUCCUAAAAGCUACAACCAACAACUGAUUGUUUACUCAUUGCUGUUGCUCUACAUUUCAGUCAUUUAGCACACACUCUUAUCCAGGGCAACGUACAGGAGCAAUUAAGGUUAAAUGCCUUACUCAAGGGCACAGCGACAGAUUAUUUUCACUUAGUCAGCUCUGGGAUUCAAACUGGGCAACCUUUCAGUUACUAGCUCAACACUCUUAACCGCUAGGCUACGUGCCUCCCUGAAAUAUCAACUCAAGGUGUCAACUCAGCAUAGGUCCACGGUAAGGGAUUAAUCAUUUACAUUGACAUCAAUCAAUCAUUUUUGAAGUAUCGAUGCCAAAAAAACUCUAAUCUGCGCUCAACUCCGUGGAGGCGUUGUGUUACUUGGAUAGCCUUACCUCGGCCUAUCACAAGUCACCAAACUAGUGAUGCUGAAAAGACAAUGUUGUUGUGUAAGGAGAUUCUGAACUGAGCAGCAUAUUGUAUGCAUGGCCUCUCCAUUCAAAUAUCAUUCACAAUGUGGCCCUAUUGUAAACAGAGACUUGACUUCAGCAGCCAUGAAGCCAUCUUGAUCAAUCAUCCUAUUCUAUUGAUCACUGUGACUGUUACUCAACAAUAACAUCAUGUGAAAAAUUGCAAUGUAGCCGAAUGUGGAAUGUAGCUAUUUCAAAAUACUAUUAGUUGGAAAGGCUUUGAAUGCCAUUAUAUCAUCAUGAAGGGACAUUGAAGGAAAUAUGUAUUUGCUAUAAAGUGCAUUAUUUUAUGAGUUAUAGUCAGACUAAUAGUGGGAUAGGCUAUGCUGGGUAGCCUAUGGUUUCUAUGGCCCCAUCUCUCUCUACCUCCCUAUUCCUUCAAUAAUUUAUUUCUCUGUGACUAUUACAAUGAAUGUGUAGCUUUAGUCAUGUGGGCUGUGUAACUGUUACUGUCUUCAAUAAACCAAUUAUACAUUUUCAA
Messenger RNA from Oncorhynchus masou masou (cherry salmon), 3413 nucleotides. Its product is annotated as E3 ubiquitin/ISG15 ligase TRIM25-like. The coding region runs from base 214 to 1974 and encodes 586 amino acids. Gene Ontology annotation, molecular function: protein binding. The transcript is spliced from 8 exons. Lineage: Eukaryota; Metazoa; Chordata; Actinopteri; Salmoniformes; Salmonidae. The record is from RefSeq and is a predicted model, not a curated record.